AUGCAUGCCGUCCUUCCUGUCUUCGGUGUAGCUGGCCGAGCUUUCCCAGGCCGCUCACCCCGAGGUUUUCCCAGUUCCUGGUCCGAUUCUGAACCGCCAGCUAAGAGCGCAUUUCCCGCCGCUGUUCCCCGCGCUCUUUCCGCCUCGGACGCCGCCGCUGCCUCCAGUCCAGCCGUGCAACGCGGGGAGCUGCUCCGUAGUGGUUCGAGCUCUGCCACGUGCGGCGAUUUGAAUGCCGAGUUUCUGCAGCAGCAUGAUUGGAUGCAGCGAGCCGCGUGGAUGCGGUUGGCCACAGCGGGGGAUGCGGGCAAUGGCGCUGACGAUGCGGCUGCUGCUGACGCGGCGGAACGUGACUACAGUGGGCGGAGGGACGAUGAGAUUGGCGACGGGGAGAAAUGCGCGGCGACCGCGGACGACGACAGCGCUCUUGACGCGUCGAAUCGGACGGUCGAGGUCGAUCGGACUGAACAGAGUAAAACCGUCGAUCGUCGGAACGACGUGAGAGUAGCUAGCUCAGCAACGCGCUUCCUUCCGAAACCGCCGACGGCGUCAGGGACUAAUCCCGAAUCCGUUUCUAACGGGGACGAGGACCCUGCGUACUGGGUCGACAGCACGCAGACGUACCACAGCGUCGGUUGGAUCGGCAGCAACGAGCACCGCCACCACGAGACGCGUCACCGUGACGAGCGGUUCGCCACUGCUCGUGCUCCCGACGACACGUAUUUGAGAGCAUCCCACACGAGGCGUUCGUAUCUGCCACAUGAUGAGACCAACGCGGCAGGGUGGUUGGACGACAGGGAUCGCACGGCGGUAGAAUCGUGGGUGAACGACAGCCGUCGAUCGCUGGACGAGAUGUGGAUGGACAGCGCGCGAUCGCGCAUCCGCGACGCAGCGUUACAGCUGGUGGAGGCGCAGCAAGCGGCGCUGGAGCACAGUAGAGUAGCCUCAGCCAUGGAAGCCGCCAUGCUGGAGAGGCAGAAGAGCCUGGGGAGGAGCCCUGGGGGAAACGGGAUAGGCGGGAAAGUGAGGAAAAGUAUGCUCUCUUGGUCGCCUCCUGCCAAUGACUUGGGUUUGAGUAGGAGCUCGCGCAGCAGUCCGAUGCGCAGACUUGGUGGGGGAGGUUGGGGAGGGGGAGCAACUGGUGACAAUGUGGGGGUAGCUCGUAGUGGGGAUGGGCAUGACAUUGAAUUGGUGCCUGGAAGAGUUCGGAAGCUGUUUCAGUCAGAAACGGAUUCGGGAUUAGUCCCUGACGCCGUCGGCGGUUUCGGAAGGAAGCGCGUUGCUGAGCUAGCUACUCUCACGUCGUUCCGACGGUCGACGGUUUUACUCUGUUCAGUCCGAUCGACCUCGACCGUCCGAUUCGACGCGUCAAGAGCGCUGUCGUCGUCCGCGGUCGCCGCGCAUUUCUCCCCGUCGCCAAUCUCAUCGAUAACCUUGCCGAUGGCGCAAGCAGUGUCACUGGCAUCGGGGUUGUCGCUUGUUUCAGCUCCUCGUGCUUCCCUCCAGAGCUCCGUUGCUUUGCGAUCGGCUUGCUCCGUUCGUGUGCCUUCCGUCACCGCCACCCGCCUCCACAGCGAUGCUCAGCGGCGCGCAGUGACGUGUCAAGCCGUGGUCGUGGCUGCUGCUGACGGCGCUCCUGCCCCGCCUGCUUUUGGAAAGGGCAACAUCGUGCGGGUGGACAAGGAGAAAUAUCUCAACAGCGUAGAGUUCAAGGCAGUGGACCAUCCGCCCUUCUUCACGGGACUGGACUACAUUUACCAGGCCCGAGGCGAGAUCUUGGACCUGAAGGAAUUUGGCGGCAACCAGUAUGCACUGCUUUCUUGGGCUGGAGUGCCCACUCCUCCUGCAUGGCUUCCCACCAGCAUGCUCAUCAAGGCUCCCAAGCUGGAAUACGUGAGGACAUAA
Messenger RNA from Closterium sp. Yama58-4, 1905 nucleotides. The record is from the annotation of a GenBank genome assembly. Lineage: Eukaryota; Viridiplantae; Streptophyta; Zygnematophyceae; Desmidiales; Closteriaceae.